AUGGCGUCCAAGACGACGGCAGACGCUUUCCAGGAGGCGCGAUACAUUGAAUUCCCAAGCCUCCCCGCUGAUGCGAAACAUGAGGAUGGCACGCCCGCGUUGAAUAGGUACUCUGCCAACAUCACAAAGGGCCAUGAAUUUCCGGGAGCGCAGGCAAUGCUAUAUGCUGCCGGAGUACCGGAUCGAGAUGCCAUGAGGAAGAGUCCACAGGUCGGAAUCGCUUCAGUGUGGUGGGAGGGCAAUCCCUGUAAUAUGCAUUUGCUCGAGCUUGGAAAGACUGUGAAGAAGGCAAUAUCGGAGAGGGGAAUGAUUGGAUGGCAGUACAAUACGAUUGGUGUCUCUGAUGCGAUUUCUAUGGGCAGUGAAGGCAUGCGUUUCUCUCUCCAGACACGAGAGAUCAUAGCCGACAGCGUUGAGACUGUGACCUGUGCCCAGUAUCACGACGCUUGUAUUGCUAUUCCGGGUUGUGAUAAGAACAUGCCAGGUGUUGUGAUGGGUAUGGCGAGACACAAUCGUCCCUCGAUCAUGAUUUACGGCGGAACUAUCGCUGUUGGAUAUUCCAAUCUGUUACGGAAGCGUGUCAGCGUCUCCACUUGUUUCGAGGCUGCUGGAGCAUACGCAUAUAACACAUUGCACCAGCCCGAUGAUGGAGGCGAUACGAGCAAGACGAAGGAUGAGAUUAUGGAUGACCUCGAGAGACAUGCGUGCCCCGGCGCUGGCGCAUGUGGUGGUAUGUUCACUGCCAAUACGAUGGCGACAGCCAUUGAGUCGAUGGGUCUGUCCUUGCCGGGGUCUUCUUCGACACCGGCGGAAUCGCCUGCAAAGAUGCGCGAGUGUGUGAAGGCCGCAGACGCAAUCAAGGUCUGUCUGGAAAAGAAUAUCAAGCCUCGGGACCUGUUGACCAAGCAGUCAUUUGAGAAUGCACUGGUCAUGACCAUGGCGCUUGGGGGAAGUACGAACGGUGUUCUGCAUUUCCUUGCUAUGGCUAGGACUGCUGGCGUAGACUUGACCCUGGACGAUGUGCAGCGAGUCAGCAACAAGAUCCCCUUUAUAGCUGACCUUUCUCCCAGCGGCAAAUAUUACAUGGCUGAUCUCUACGAGGUUGGCGGUAUCCCGUCGGUGCAGAAGCUCCUGAUCGCUGCCGGAUUGCUCGACGGAGGUAUUCCGACUGUGACUGGCAAGACGCUUGCUCAGAAUGUCGAAUCGUUCCCAUCUCUGUCACAGGAUCAGACUAUUAUCCGGCCUCUAAGUAACCCGAUCAAGUCCACGGGUCAUCUCCAGAUUCUUCGAGGAAACUUGGCACCAGGCGGAGCAGUCGCCAAGAUUACAGGCAAGGAAGGUACCAAGUUCACUGGCAAAGCUAGAGUGUUCAACAAAGAGCACGAGCUCAACACUGCUCUGGCGAAGGGUGAGAUUCCCAGGGGCGAGAAUCUGGUGCUCAUUGUUCGCUACGAAGGACCCAAGGGUGGACCGGGAAUGCCAGAACAACUGAGAGCCAGCGCUGCUCUGAUGGGCGCAAAACUGACCAACGUUGCCUUGAUUACGGACGGACGGUACUCUGGCGCUUCCCAUGGCUUUAUUGUAGGGCAUGUCGUGCCCGAGGCCGUCGUGGGAGGUCCCAUUGCCGUUGUCCGGGACGGGGAUACCAUCACCAUUAAUGCAGAGACAAAUGAGCUCAGUAUGGAUGUUUCAGACGAGGAGAUCCAGGAAAGACUGAGAAACUGGCAGCCUCCAAAGCCGCAUGUCACACGUGGCGUGUUGGCCAAAUAUGCGAGACUGGUCGGAGAUGCUUCGCAUGGUGCUAUGACAGAUCUAUUCUAG
This is a messenger RNA of Paecilomyces variotii, 1821 nucleotides long. RefSeq names its product putative mitochondrial dihydroxy acid dehydratase. The transcript has 3 exons. The record is from RefSeq and is a predicted model, not a curated record. The coding region runs from base 1 to 1821 and encodes 606 amino acids. Gene Ontology annotation, molecular function: dihydroxy-acid dehydratase activity. Gene Ontology annotation, biological process: branched-chain amino acid biosynthetic process. Lineage: Eukaryota; Fungi; Ascomycota; Eurotiomycetes; Eurotiales; Thermoascaceae. Gene Ontology annotation, cellular component: mitochondrion.